AACCUAUGGCUGAAAGUUACACAAACAAAAGAACUUGCACAGCUGGUCUUGUGAUUGAGGCUUUCAGUUCCGGGUUCCUGUAGCUCACUCCAAUUACAGAACACAGUGUAUCAUCACUUCAUGCUACAGAAUCCUGGGCUCGCAGAGAACAAAGGAGCAGGAUGUGGCUCGUCUCACUGUGCAUCGUCUUCAGUCUAUCCACACUUUGUUCCUCAUUGGACAAUGGCUUAGUGAGAACCCCACCAAUGGGCUGGAUGACAUGGGAGAGAUUCAGGUGUAACACGGACUGCAUGAAUGAUCCAGAUAACUGUAUUAGUGAGUAUUUAAUCAGAAGCAUAGCUGACAAAAUGGUGGAUGAUGGCUGGCGAGAUCUUGGAUACGUUUACGUGAGCAUUGAUGACUGUUGGGCUCAGAAAAAGCGAGAUGCUAACGGAAGGCUUCAGCCUGAUCCAGAGAGGUUCCCAAGUGGCAUGAAAGCCCUCGCUGAUUAUGUCCAUUCUAAAGGGCUGAAGCUGGGUAUAUACGGUGAUAUGGGUAACUAUACAUGUAUGGGAUACCCUGGCACCACCCUGGAAAAUAUAAAAGUUGAUGCCGAUACAUUUGCAUCCUGGGAAGUUGACAUGUUGAAAUUUGACGGCUGUUACUCAAACGCAGUGGAUAAAGCUAUAGGUUACCCAAAAAUGAGCGCAGCUCUGAACGCCACCGGGAGACCUAUCCUGUAUUCUUGCAGCUGGCCAGCGUAUGAAGGUGGUCUCCCUCCCCAGGUAAAUUACACCCUUCUGGGCAAUAUAUGCAAUAUGUGGAGGAAUUAUGAUGAUAUUCAGGAUUCCUGGGAUAGCGUGCUGGGUAUUAUUAAAUGGUACGGAAAGAACCAAGAUGUGCUGCAGCCGGCUGCCGCCCCAGGAAGAUGGAACGACCCUGAUAUGUUGAUCAUUGGGGACUUUGGUCUCAGUUAUGAACAGGCCAAAUCUCAGAUGGCGAUGUGGGCGAUUCUCGCAGCACCACUUUUUAUGUCCAAUGACUUGAGGACAAUUUCUUCAGAAGCCAGAGGAAUACUACAGAAUCGCCUUGCAAUUUAUAUUAACCAGGACUUCCUAGGGAGACAAGGAAAACAGGUCAUGGAGCUGGGCCCCUUAGACGUAUGGAAGCGGGAGCUUGUAGAUGGUCAGUAUGCAGUAGCUGUACUGAACAAAGGCACCGACGGACUUCCCAAACCAUUUACCACCAGUCUGGGUUUGUUAAAUAUCACAGACUGUUCUGCCGGAUAUAAACUCUAUGAUGUCUUUGAAAAAGAAUUUGUAGGGGAGUUUCAAUCAAACACUCCUAUAAAUCUGAAGCUUAACCCAACAGGGGCAGUUAUGCUGUUUAUUCGUCCUAUUUCUACAAUGUAUUUUCCAUAGUGAAUUAAAUCAUCUGAUGGCUUCAUGUGGCAAAAACCUCCACUGAAAUUGCACAAAGGCGCGGACAACUCUGUUCCCUCGCUCUCUUCAUAAAGGGAAUGAAAGCUUGCACUGAUCUAUGAUACCUGUGGAUGAGAACACUUUAUACGGAUCCCACAGUCAGCGGCGCAGAUUAUUUCUGUAUAUAUUGAUACUUGAUAUGCAAAUCAUUACUGCGGUUUCUCUACAACACAGGGUUUUACAUGCACAUUCAUAUGCAGUCACAUUUCAGGAUAUGAAACUGAAACAACACAAUAAAUUGUUAAAUGCACUUUUAGCUGAACGGGUUUAUAAUGUGUCAAAUGCUGAGAUCUUUACUGGUGAAAUAAAUUCUGACAAUUUAUCAAGAA
Molecule: messenger RNA, 1789 nt
Organism: Bombina bombina (fire-bellied toad)
Lineage: Eukaryota; Metazoa; Chordata; Amphibia; Anura; Bombinatoridae
Gene: NAGA
Product: alpha-N-acetylgalactosaminidase
Exons: 8
Coding region: 162-1400 (412 amino acids)
Biological process (GO): glycosylceramide catabolic process; oligosaccharide metabolic process; glycoside catabolic process
Cellular component (GO): cytoplasm
Molecular function (GO): alpha-galactosidase activity
Source: RefSeq, a predicted model, not a curated record